AUGUCUACUCAGGAUAUUGAUUUUAUUAAAGGAUAUGCACAACACGAAGAAAAUAAGAAAGAGCAAGAUUUAAGUGUCUGUUACGCAUAUCCUAUUAUAAAUAAAAUAGAUAAAACUGAUGUUUUAACAGAAAAUAGCAAAAGUCCGCGGGAAUUAAGUCAGAAAUCUACAUUAAUCGAAGAUGGAUUAUAUGUUUCCGAUAGUCCUUUUAUUUAUAAUGACGUUGAACCUUCUCAGUUUAAUAAUUUGAAUAUUUUAGAAUAUCAAUCUAAACGUAAAUUCUGUGGGAAACUUGUAGAGAUUGUAGUUCGCGAGGUCAACAUUAAUACUUCAGGAGAUCAAUCUGAUACAAUUGAAAUCACAUUCAUCUACUUAUUAUUUAAGAACAAAAUUAUAUGUAAAGCAAACAGCCCAUUCAAUAGAAAAUUACACAAGUUAUUGAUUAAAACUUCGGAAUGUAAUAAUUUUUCUAUACAAGUAUAUGCCAAAGGUGGGCAGUCUAGUAUAUUACCAUUGCCAUUACCUAAACGUAAUGUUGAAAACAAUAAAGUGGAAAUAGAUUUUGCAAUAAGCAACAAUUUUGGUAGAAUAUAUGCUGGAACAGUAAUGUGCACAAUUACUUUAAGCGAUUAUGGUGAAAAAGAACAAGAAUCCUACACAACACAUCUUUAUAAAUUAAGUAAUGACCCAAAUGAUCCACAAAACAUUAUGUCCUUGCUCAGACCAUCCAAGAAUCUUCUCAGAAAAGAAGUAACAUAUUUUUUAUUAGAAAAUCCAGCAUUAUCUUUCAAUGUUGAUUCUCAAUCUGCUAUUUCUAAGAAUGUUCAAGUAGAAGAAGCAAAAUCACCAGAUAUAGUUGUAAUGGAACAAUCUGCAUUUUCUUUACUUGAUAUGCCAUUUAGGAAUCUAUUUCAAACUAAUCGACCAUUAGAACCAUUAUCUAGUACUCAUAGACACAAUGCAAUAGAAAGAACAGUUCUGGCUGUUACUAUACUGAGAGGAAUAGAAAUACCAAUUAGGGAAGAAUCUGCACUGGUGCAACCAUUCAUUGAAGUUGAAUGGGGUAAUACGAUUCAUGCAACAUCUGUGGCAGAAGGCCCAGCACCUGUAUGGCAACAAACAAUGCAUUUUGAGUUGCCAAAACAAAAUGAUGAAUACUGUAUAAAAUUUCGUUUAUAUGAUCAGCAUCCUGUUUGGGGUCAACAGUGGUUAGGUGAAACUAGAAUUCCUCUUGAACAUCAUAGAAAUCAUCAAGAGCUUGAACGAUGGAUUGUAUUAUCACCUUUAUUUAGUCCAUUGUUAUUAUUUGGUUAUAUACAAGCUAGCCCUGGUCAAUCGUAUACUCGCAUUUAUGUCUUAAUUAAAACAGAACAUCUGAAUAGUUUAAAGUUUGUUGAAAGUACUACCAUACAUACAUUGUUGAAGGGAAUUCCACGGUGCCUUGCCACACCAUACAAAAUUAAUGGUUUGGAAAACCCAAAGGAUGUGGCAAGAUUAGUGAUGCUUUUAUCACCAUUGCCAGCUCAUUAUGGACCAAUCACACCUCGUCAAGCAUUAAACAUAAAGAAAGUCGAUCACUAUGGAAGAGCAGCACUACUUGCAGCACUAUUACAGAGUUUUGGUUUACAAAUAUAUGUUUUAUUAGGGUCAUCACAAAUAAGUAAAUGGACUGCAUUUGUUCUAAGUAUUAGUGAAAAUGGAAUAUACACGUUAUGGGAUCCAGAAAUUGGAAGUUAUCAUAAAUUGGAUGAUAGUCAUUGUCCCUUAACUAAGGUGUCUCGUUUAAUUAAUCAGUUUGGUAUAUGGGAAAAUUUGCAAAAAUCUAUUUUACCUCAUAAUCUCAAGUAUGAUGUAAAAUCGAGUAAAGACUGGCGACCUAUUGAUUCUAUUAUUUUAACAAAAACCGAUCAUACUGUACAAACGUUAGAAUUAAGUAUUACAGACGAGGAGGUGAAACAAAUUAAAAAAGCGACCGCGGAUAUAGAACAACGCUUGAAAGAUAAAUUAGCCGAUUGGCGUAGCACAGCUGGCAUAACAACAAUAUUUAAUCGACAUGCAACGACCCUUUUACGAAAUUUUAUUUCGAAUAUAGAACCUUCCUCGGAGCCACAGUUAGAUAAGAGAGAUUUGAAACAGUUAUACAGAGCUUAUCAUGUUCAUGGUUUUGUAUUAAAUAAACGUGAAUGCGGUAUAGACGAUUUGACCGAACAGUUGUACGCAACAAAAAUUCAUAACAUAACCGGUCCUGUUGAAUUUGCUCUAGUGUGUCAUAUACAGCUAUACAUUGGAAAAAUCUGUUCAAUGUGGUUGGCUGUUAUAAUUCUUAGAAGUCGAGAUUAAAUCAUUCAUAUGUCAGUGUAUUUGUUUAUUACAUACUUAUAUACUCCAUUAAAAUUGGUAUUACAAUGUAUACAAAGGAGGAUAAAUAGUUGGUAUUUAUCACAAAAAGAAAUUCUUCAAAAAGUAUUGCUUCGGAUACAAACUUCUAAAGGUGUACUUUUAUUAAAAUUUUUCAUAUAAGAAAAUAUGUGACAAAAUGUCACAUAAAAAGGUAAUAAUGAAAGUUCUUUAGAAAACGCUAGUAUGCUACGAUUUUUUGUCAGCAAUCGUUUCGAUAGACACGUGGAACUGUUAAAGGUAAUAUUUUUAAUAAAAAAGUACAAAGUUUCGAUAAACGAUAUAGUCAA
Molecule: messenger RNA, 2687 nt
Organism: Colletes gigas
Lineage: Eukaryota; Metazoa; Arthropoda; Insecta; Hymenoptera; Colletidae
Product: coiled-coil and C2 domain-containing protein 2A-like
Exons: 3
Coding region: 1-2340 (779 amino acids)
Biological process (GO): non-motile cilium assembly; protein localization to ciliary transition zone
Cellular component (GO): ciliary transition zone
Source: RefSeq, a predicted model, not a curated record